Molecule: messenger RNA, 1712 nt
Organism: Lontra canadensis (Northern American river otter)
Lineage: Eukaryota; Metazoa; Chordata; Mammalia; Carnivora; Mustelidae
Gene: GPATCH2L
Product: G-patch domain containing 2 like
Exons: 11
Coding region: 131-1624 (497 amino acids)
Source: RefSeq, a predicted model, not a curated record
UCCCCCUCCACCACUGCCCCACCCCUCCGGCCCGGACCGGAAAUGAGGUCAGAAAGGGAAACCCCGGCGGGGAGACUCGGCCCCAAAAGCGGCGGCCAUUGGAGGUGGCUGCGGCAGCUGAUGUGGCCUCAUGGAUGAGCUGGUACAUGACUUAGCGUCAGCCUUAGAGCAGACAUCGGAGCAGAAUAAGCUUGGUGAGCUGUGGGAGGAGAUGGCCCUGAGCCCCCGGCUGCAGAGGCGGCAGCUUCGCAAAAGGAGAGGCCGGAAGCGCCGUUCGGACUUCACUCACCUGGCGGAACACACCUGCUGCUACAGCGAGGCCUCCGAGUCGAGUCUUGAUGAAGCCAUCAAGGACUGUCGAGAAAUGGCCCCUGUUGCCAAUUUUAGUGACUCCGAUGACACAAUGGUAGCCAAGCGGCACCCAGCUCUCAAUGCCAUUGUUAAGAGUAAGCAGCACUCUUGGCACGAGUCUGACUCCUUUACUGAAAAUGCACCGUGUCGACCGCUCCGGCGCCGGCGGAAGGUGAAGCGAGUGACUUCGGAGGUGGCUGCCAGCCUUCAGCAGAAGCUCAAGGUGUCAGAUUGGAGCUAUGAGAGAGGCUGCAGGUUCAAGUCGGCUAAGAAGCAGCGUCUGUCCCGCUGGAAGGAGAAUACUCCCUGGGCCUCCUCAGGUCAUGGGUUGUGUGAAUCAGCAGAAAAUAGGACUUUCCUAAGCAAAACAGGAAGGAAAGAAAGGAUGGAGUGUGAAGCAGAUGAACAAAAACAGGGCUCUGAUGAGAACAUGUCAGAAUGUGAAACCAGCAGUGUGUGUAGCAGCAGUGACACAGGGCUGUUUACCAACGAUGAAGGACGGCAAGGAGAUGAUGAGCAGAGCGAUUGGUUCUAUGAGGGAGAAUGUGUCCCAGGAUUCACUGUCCCUAAUCUUCUGCCAAAGUGGGCUCCUGAUCAUUGCCCUGAAGUAGAAAGAAUGGAUUCUGGACUGGAUAAACUUUCCGAUUCCACAUUCCUUUUACCUUCUCGACCAGCUCAAAGAGGGUACCAUGCACGCUUGAAUCGUCUGCCUGGAGCUGCAGCUCGAUGCCUCAGAAAGGGCCGAAGAAGGCUUGUUGGGAAGGAGACCAGCAUAAGUUCUGAGAGAAUAGGCCACAUCAUUAGUGACCCUCGGCAGAAGGAAAAGAAUAAAGCAUUGGCUUCUGAUUUUCCUCACAUUUCUGCUUGUGCACAUGAGUUUGAUCCCUUGUCUCCCCUUUACUCCUUGGAUGUUCUCAGCGACGCUUCUCACCGACGAUGUUCGCCGGCGCACUGCUCUGCCAGACAGGCAAACAUACAUUUGGGACCCCCAUGUUCACGUGACAUCAAGAGGAAGCGGAAACCUGUGGCCACAGCAUCUCUGUCCAGCCCAAAUGCAGGGCAGUAUUAUUUGGCCUUGGAAAGGAAGGAGACUCUGACAUGCUACAGCACAGUUCACGUGGAUGGAGCGGAACCAAGCACGCCAGCAUCACAGGUCCCGAAAUCUCCAAACCCCGAGUGGUUGGUCAGGACCUCUGCCGCAGAGAAAGCCACUGACUCCGCUCCAGCUACGUUUUUUAAAAUGCCACCAGAAAAGAGCUCCGGAUACAGCUAGAGAGCAGGAUCCCGCCCACCAGGAGCCCACUGGGUGCUGUGAAACGCAUCCUAAACUUGGUAUCAGUCUCGCAUAUCAUAAUUGACAU